AUGGAAAAGUCUAAGUCGCGUCCGCUGACAACUCAUGCUCUGGCAUGGUCUUGUGAUGCAGAGCUUGCAGUUGCUACAGAUGAUACUAUCUACAUAUUCCUUCCAGAGUAUCCGAGGAGUGGUGGUCCUGAUGAAGGAGCGGACGAAGAAGAAUUACAGAGCCAGUACACGCUCUCAUAUCGGGCCUCAGGCUUGAUUCGUCCAGAUCCCUCAAUCAAUGCACAACUUUGUUCGUUUUCCGGUAUCAGAGUGGCUGGACCGCCAGCCAACGACGAGAAUUGGUUUCCUGGUGUGGGCAAUGGAUUAGUGACAGGUUCGGGGGCACCAAUAUGCCAGAUUGUGAGAUUAGAAUGGUCACCAAAUGGAUUGGGUUGUAAUCUUCGACCUAUCUUAACAGCACUUUCGACCAGUGGAUGUAUAUACGCGAUUGGUGAGCACAUCGAUCGACAGUCUGCAAUGAUAUCAGGCAUGCGGGUUCGAAGCUUCAAGGCAUGGAAGACACUCUGGGGUCUCGGGGCCCAACUUCCGCUGCCCGACAGCAACGAGGAAGAUGGAUACCGAAAUAUGAAUGAACGCAUCCAGGCCUUCUCGUGGGCCAAAGAAGUGGCUACAGGGAGAGGCCUUCUGGCAUACUGCAAUGAUGUCGAAGAAGUUGCUGUAAUGGCGGUCCAGCUCUUCUCACAGGCAAAAGGUGACCCCUCUAGUGAAGAGACGCGAUGGGAGAUCCAAGAAGUUGGCCGGUUUGAUGGUAGAGGGAGACAUAUUAAGGAAGACGCUGUGGAUAUCACAGAUCCCGAUUACGUGCCCCAUGGGAGUGCCUUUUCCUUGAAAUGGAGCCCUUGGUACAAUGACCAAGGCAAAAGAGUUGCUAUACUAGCAUAUUUGGCAAAGAAUCAUGUCGGGUUCCGAAAGAUCACUAUCCUCGGCAAUUGGGAGAGGGGCCACCCUCCACACAUCGAAGUCGAGAAGGCGGAUAUGGCAGCCAUUUGCAUGUUUCUAUCAACGGAUGCAUAUAUCGAGUGGGAAGAUCUGCCCGAGAUCGUAUAUGACGAUGGUAAGCCCGUAGUCAGGGGCGUGGUCGCUGAUCCGUUCAAUGUGAAGCCGUUUCAGGUUUCGUUUGUUGGCGAUGCUGAGGAGUUGGCUGGCGCUCACUAUACUUGGGAGUGUUCGACAACGUAUUCCAAGGAAGAUGAAAUAGUCUCAUCGAAUCCUGUUUCUGGACUUCUAAUUCACGAUCAAGGCAUAACAAACACAGGAUCGGUCCCGUACUACUCAAUCGCCAGAUUAUCUGCAACAUCACGCAACCAAGACUGGUUUCAAACAAACCUUCCAGACUCAGAAGCCUCUGUACCGAAAUGGGCAACAAGAAUUCGGAAGCAGACAACACGGCUCGUUGCAAGAGCGGUUGCGCUGGAAGGUUUAGACUCGGAUUCGGAUGAUUCAGAAGACGACCUAAUGGACGAAGAUACGACACAAUUACAAGUUCCCGAAUCGAGGUACCGCAUCUGGGGUAUGGUGCAGUCACCCGGCGGUGGCACAACAGCAGUGCUUGUAUCACAAUACAGCACUUUGCACCCAGAAAGACGAGCACUCUGUAAACUAAUGUUCUCAAGAAGAGACGAAGAGCGUGGCGAGAAUGAUGCAGUCACACUAUCGAAGCCUUUAACUACUGAAGGUCAGGUUUGGGAGUGGAUGUACGGGAGUGCCCCUGAAGUGCUUGGGACCACAGCAACCCGCAAGAUAUCUCCUGAGCUUAACAAUUCCCUAUUGAGAGAGCAGUUUAGAGAUGUUGCUGCUAGUCAACACUGCGUGUUUUGUGAUGCGGCAUUACGAUUGGAAGAGGAAGAGGCAAAAUGUGAAAACGGGCAUUUGUUUGGUAAGUUGUCUACGCAGCCUCCCUAG
Molecule: messenger RNA, 1902 nt
Organism: Fusarium tjaetaba
Lineage: Eukaryota; Fungi; Ascomycota; Sordariomycetes; Hypocreales; Nectriaceae
Exons: 5
Coding region: 1-1902 (633 amino acids)
Source: RefSeq, a predicted model, not a curated record